AUGGCAAUGAUCGAGUGUGGUCACAAAUACAAGCUUCUUGAGUAUCAUCUGGGACAUGGCGCUUGUUUCGUUCUGGGAAAUCAUUUGUCGGAAACUCACUGGACGAGGCUGAUGACCAGGAGGGAGGUCCCUCGUGUUGUGGAGAUCGUGCGGUCGACGACAGUCUCAGAGCUCGCCACUUUCUAUGCGCCUUUGAGAGAACGAGUCGUUGAAGCCAAGUUACAACAGCUCACCCGAUCCGCGCUCGCCUUGCCCCAUGACAACGGGUCACAAGCGCAAGUUAUGGGAAUGGCGGAGCAGAGCUGCACUUACACUCAAACCACCGCACCGAAUGGUUUCGACUUUGAAAGUCUGUUUGGCAUGAUUUAA
Molecule: messenger RNA, 369 nt
Organism: Zasmidium cellare ATCC 36951
Lineage: Eukaryota; Fungi; Ascomycota; Dothideomycetes; Mycosphaerellales; Mycosphaerellaceae
Exons: 2
Coding region: 1-369 (122 amino acids)
Source: RefSeq, a predicted model, not a curated record